GGUCCCCUUUGCCCCGGGUGUGGCGCAUUGGAUAAUCAGCCGGCCGGCCCUGCCCUCCCCACGGCCACCGACCAGGCAGAGGCGACGGGAUCGAGCCGGGCACGAGCAGAGGCGAGGCGAGGCCGCGAGGGAGGAAGGUGUCGUCGCGAGGACGCACAAGAGGGGGGCAAAAAAAAGGGCCUUUUUGCGUCGAUCCAGGUCGUCAAACGUGCCAGUGAGGACGAAUCCAAGCACACGCCCCGACUCUGCUUGGCUUGAAACUGCAGCGGAGCCCCCAAAGGCCCCCGACUGAAACUGCCCCCGCGACCACGAGCGCACCUAAACCCCGCCCGCCCGCCCGCCCGCGUCUCCUCGUCGCCGGGAAGAAUCUUCGCCUUCGCGAAGUCUCUCCAGUCUCCAGUCUCCACUCCCCAUCGCCGCCGCUUCCUCGCGGGGACUCGGGAGCAAUGCAGCUAUACCACCACCCCUAUUCGCUGGACAGUCAGAAAGUGCGAAUGGCACUGGAAGAGAAGGGCAUUGACUACACCUCAUAUCACGUCAAUCCACUCACGGGCAAAAACAUGAAUGUGGACUUCUUCCGCAUGAACCCUUCAGCGAAGCUCCCAGUCUUCCAGAAUGGAGCGCACGUAAUCUAUCGCGCCAUCGAUAUUAUUCAGUACAUAGACAGGCUUGCAGUGCAUUUAAGUGGUGAAAUCGCCCCUGUGAAUACUGAGGUUCACCAAUGGAUGCAGAAAGUUGAUGCUUGGAAUCCUAAGAUGUUCACCCUCACGCACACCCCGGUCAAGUACCGUGCGUUUGUCUCCAAGUUCAUAAGGCGGGUGUUGAUUGCUCGCAUGGCUGAUGCCCCUGAUUUAGCUAGCAUGUAUCAUGUCAAGCUCCGUGAGGCUUAUGAGACUGAGGACAAAGUGAAGGACCCUGACAUCAUGAAGCAAAGCGAGGAAGAACUGAGCAAACUCCUUGAUGAAGUUGAAUCUCAGCUCAGCAGGACCAAAUAUCUCGCUGGCGAUGAAUUCUCACCUGCUGAUUCGAUGCUUAUCCCUAUUCUUGCGCGCAUAACUCUUCUGGACCUUGAUGAUGAAUACAUCAACUGCAGACCCAAGAUACUUGAGUACUACAAUUUGGUGAAGCUGCGGCCAAGCUACAAGAUUGCCAUUGGCAAAUACUUUAGUGGAUGGAAGAAGUAUCGGACUCUCUUCAAGACAUCGUUCUUUCUUUGCGUUCGAACCCUGUUCAGGAAGUACUAGAUAGUCCAGCAGCUGAAAUAGCUGAAUCAGUACCUUGUGAACUGACUUGUAUAGUGAGUUUUGGCUAAAAAAUCAUCUGUACAUCUUCCAUGUGACUUUUUGUGGUCUUGAGUUCUGUUUUCACCUGUAAAACCAAAUACGUUUGUUUGCUUGUAUAUUUCUGCUUCAUGUUGUUUGCAGAAAUGCAUGUUAUAGAACUGUAUACAGAAUAGGCCUAAGUAUACAUUUCGGUUUUUGUCACUUGUUCUAGUCCAAUUCUUGUCUGAAAUAAAUUAUUGUUGACUUGA
Messenger RNA from Sorghum bicolor (sorghum), 1531 nucleotides. Its product is annotated as glutathione S-transferase TCHQD. NCBI's taxonomy places the organism in Eukaryota, Viridiplantae, Streptophyta, Magnoliopsida, Poales, Poaceae. The record is from RefSeq and is a predicted model, not a curated record. The coding region runs from base 447 to 1244 and encodes 265 amino acids. The transcript is spliced from 3 exons. Gene Ontology annotation, molecular function: glutathione transferase activity.